AUGCAAUACUCCAAACUCGCUGUUUUAUCCGCUGCCGCUAGUACUGCCUUAGCUGGUUACUCCAACUCAACUGCUCCACCAACUUCAACCGAUACUGAAAUUGAAACUACUGUCAUUACAAUUACUUCAUGUAAAGAAAACUCAUGUACAGAAGUCCCAGUUACCACUGGUGUCACCACUGUCACUGAAGUUGAAACUACAUACACUACCUGGUGCCCAUUGCCAACCACUGAAAAGCCAACCGAACUUCCACCAUCUACUGGAGAACCAGGACCAACUGAAACUGAAACUGAAAUUUCAACCACCAUCAUCACCAUUACUUCAUGUGAAGAGGAUAAAUGUACCGAAGUUCCAAUUACUACAGGUGUAACUACUGUUACUGAAGUUGAAACUACAUACACCACCUAUUGUCCUUUGCCAGAACAACCAACUGAACAACCAACCGGUGAAAAGCCAACUGAACAACCAACAGGUGAAAAGCCAACUGAACAACCAACCGGUGAAAAGCCAACUGAACAACCAACUGGUGAACAACCAACUACUCAACCAACCGGUGAACAACCAACCACUCAACCAACCGGCGAGCAACCAACCGGCGAACAACCAACCACUCAAACUACUGUUGCUGCUGAAUCGUCUACUCCAGCUGAAGAAUCAGCAGCACCAACCGUUUCUGAAAUUUCUGAAGCUGCUGGUGCCGUCAAGUCUGUUUCAUUUGUUGUUGGAUUGUUGGCUUUGGGUGCUGCUUUGGUCUAA
This is a messenger RNA of Lodderomyces orthopsilosis Co 90-125, 756 nucleotides long. RefSeq names its product Pga62 adhesin-like cell wall protein. Bases 1 to 756 code for a protein of 251 amino acids. The record is from RefSeq and is a predicted model, not a curated record. Lineage: Eukaryota; Fungi; Ascomycota; Pichiomycetes; Serinales; Debaryomycetaceae. The transcript has a single exon.